AUGUAUCAAAAAGAUUUUAAUGAAGGGUUAGCACAUUUAACUGCUAAUGAAUAUUUGGUCUUAGCUGGUACUUUUCACGGCGUACACGCUAUUACAUCCAAAAUUUCCCCGGCUGGUACAUCUUUUCUUGUAGAAUGCGAUUACUUUUAUUCUAUUAACGUUUCUUUUUUAAUAACAGGAACAAAAUUUCUGAUUCUUGCCGAUCCAACACAUCCAAAUAUUGAUCUUGUACUUCGACGUACUUACGAUGUUUAUAGUGACUAUGUUAUGAAAAAUCCUUUUUAUACACCAGAAAUGCCAAUUCGUAGUGAAUUAUUUGAUAUAAAUAUAGUCAAAUUGAUUAAACAAGUUGGGAGUUAG
Dentiscutata erythropus is the source of this 360-nucleotide messenger RNA. Lineage: Eukaryota; Fungi; Glomeromycota; Glomeromycetes; Diversisporales; Gigasporaceae. The record is from the annotation of a GenBank genome assembly.